Oppiella nova is the source of this 297-nucleotide messenger RNA. The record is from the annotation of a GenBank genome assembly. NCBI's taxonomy places the organism in Eukaryota, Metazoa, Arthropoda, Arachnida, Sarcoptiformes, Oppiidae.
AUGUGUGGUGUGUCUGAGGCCUGUAUUAUCGGUGUCUCGUCUAUGGGCUCCGCACACGACUCCUUCUCGGUAUCUGCCGUUCCCACUCUCACUUUUGGAUCCGAUGGACGGAGAUUUUGUCGCACAGAAUGGGGAGUACGUUUGCCAUAUAACGAUUAUGUGCUGGAUACCUGUGCCAAAUGCUACAACUAUAUGCCCGACACAGCCUUCAAAGAUGAUAUUUUCGGUGUAAUGAGUUUCCCUGAAUUCCUAUCCGGUCCGUAUAUGCGAAUUGAUUCUGUACGAAUUGAGUACUGA